CGGGAUGGCCUCUCUCAGGUUUCUCUCUGCUAUCGCUAUCGCCUAUUGUGCAAGGGGUUUAACGGCUGUUCCACGGGUUCUCUAUCGAUUCGUCGUUCCCUGAGUGCAACACGAGUGAUGAAAAUCUAUAGCAUGUGUCACGUGCACUAUAGGAUUUUCUAAAGGUUUUUAUCCAUUGGGUGACGUUUUUGAACGCAGCCCUGACGUGUGACGUGGUGGUCGCGCUAUGGUCGCGCUGGUCGCGCACGAUACUGUGGCCGUGUAGCGUGUAACGUGGUAUAGCAUAGCGGUGGACGGUGGACAGGACGCACUGGUGACUGGACGCACGGCAUAGGUAGCCGGACUAGCCGGGUCGCGCUCGAAGCAACGAAGCAACUGGAAAAAUCAUUCUCGAUCACCGUUGACCCGCGCGCGUCCAGCUUUCCAUCAUGCUGCAGUCGAUAUUCGACGAUGUGCGGCGUAUGAACAAGCGCCAGUUCCUGUAUCAAGUGCUGAGCUUUGGCAUGAUAGUGUCCUCGGCACUGAUGAUAUGGAAAGGCCUGAUGGUAGUCACCGGCAGCGAGAGCCCCAUCGUCGUCGUAUUGAGGUACGGAGCGCACCUAACCUUAAAUUCCGUCUGCAUAUAGCGCGUUCUGAAUUAA
This is a messenger RNA of Temnothorax curvispinosus, 641 nucleotides long. RefSeq names its product signal peptidase complex catalytic subunit SEC11A-like. The record is from RefSeq and is a predicted model, not a curated record. The transcript has 2 exons. Lineage: Eukaryota; Metazoa; Arthropoda; Insecta; Hymenoptera; Formicidae. Gene Ontology annotation, cellular component: signal peptidase complex; membrane. Gene Ontology annotation, molecular function: peptidase activity. The coding region runs from base 429 to 626 and encodes 65 amino acids.